Electrophorus electricus (electric eel) is the source of this 4485-nucleotide messenger RNA. It is a transcript of the gene sf3b1, whose product is annotated as splicing factor 3b, subunit 1. Gene Ontology annotation, molecular function: mRNA binding. Gene Ontology annotation, biological process: spliceosomal complex assembly. The record is from RefSeq and is a predicted model, not a curated record. NCBI's taxonomy places the organism in Eukaryota, Metazoa, Chordata, Actinopteri, Gymnotiformes, Gymnotidae.
GCGAGUUGAUCAGAUUUAGGACUAUAUUUCUGGGGGAAACACCACAGUCUCUGCAACCCUGCAUUCUAAUAUAGUAGCCAUAUGACCUCAUCCUCCCCUGCCUUUAUUUUUUCAUUUGUUUUAUCCUGUACAUCUUUUAGGCUUUUGGUUUGAUAUAAAACCCCCUCCCCCUUUUUUAAUUUUUUAAAGAAAUUCAAGAUCCUAGUAUCCAAAGCUACUUAAAAAAAACGAACUUCAGUGCUUCAUAUCAAAUUUUAACUAUUAUUCUCACAAGGGUAUAUAUAUAUUUUUUUGCCUGCGAUACACCAAUUUGUAUUGUUUUGUAAUUCUAAUUAGAUUGUAGUCCCAUGUGAGGUUUGCGUAUAAUGAGGGGUUUUUUUUUUUGAGUGACAUGAGCAUCACAGGUGGUAUGCUGUUGUGUGUGAGUUCAAACCCUUUUCCAAAGUGUUACUAAUGGUAAAGAGAAAUUUUCUAGGCUUCUUUUCUGCCGGUUGAAGUCUGACUGCAGAAGGACCCUUGGCACUGAAAGUGGGGCAAAACGCCGGAUCCCAAGAUGCAGGUCAGGACCUACAUGGACGUGAUGAAGGAGCAGCAGCUCUCCAAAGAGGAGAGAGAAAUCAGGCUGCAAAUGGUAGAAAAGGCAAAGUCAGGGGACCUGAAAGCGGUGAAUGGCUCCGCCGCGUCUCAAGCUGCCGCUCCCAAGCGCAAGCGCCGCUGGGACCAGACUGCUGACCAAACACCAAACGCCACACCCAAAAAAGUGUCCAGCUGGGAUCAGGCAGAUUCUGCCAUAGACACACCAGGACACACCCCUUCUAACAGUCGCUGGGACGAGACACCUGGUCGUCCUAAGGGUAGUGAGACGCCAGGAGCAACCCCCAGCACCCGCAUGUGGGAGCCCACCCCCAGUCACACCCCUGCAGGGGCUGCCACCCCCGGCCGAGGGGACACUCCUGGCCAUGCCACGCCUGGCCAUGGCGGCGCCACUUCCAGUGUGCGCAAGAAUCGCUGGGAUGAGACACCAAAGACAGAGAGGGAGACCCCUGGUCACGGCAGUGGUUGGGCUGAAACCCCUCGCACAGACAGGGGGGAUGAGUCUGUGGGUGAGACUCCGACACCCGCCAGUAAGCGAAAGUCCCGGUGGGACGAGACUCCUGCCAGUCAGGUGGGCUCCUCUACUCCUCUGCUUACCCCUGGAAAGACCCCUAUCGGCACCCCUGCUAUGAACAUGGCCACUCCUACUCCAGGUCAUCUGAUGAGUAUGACCCCUGAGCAACUGCAGGCUUGGCGCUGGGAAAGGGAGAUUGAUGAAAGGAACCGUCCUUUGACUGAUGAGGAGCUGGACGCCAUGUUCCCUGAAGGCUACAAGGUGCUGCCCCCACCAGCAGGCUACGUGCCCAUCCGCACGCCUGCCCGCAAGUUGACCGCCACGCCAACUCCCAUCGGCGGCAUGACUGGCUUCCAUAUGCAGACUGAGGACCGGUCCAUGAAACAGAUGAAUGACCAGCCGUCGGGCAAUCUGCCCUUCCUCAAACCAGACGACAUCCAGUACUUUGACAAACUUCUUGUGGAGGUGGACGAGUCCACCCUGAGCCCCGAGGAGCAGAAGGAGCGCAAGAUCAUGAAGCUGCUUCUGAAGAUCAAGAAUGGCACCCCUCCCAUGAGGAAGGCAGCCCUAAGGCAGAUUACAGACAAAGCCCGGGAGUUUGGCGCCGGCCCCCUCUUCAACCAGAUCCUGCCCCUGCUCAUGUCUCCUACUCUGGAAGACCAAGAACGCCACUUGUUGGUGAAGGUCAUCGAUCGCAUCCUGUACAAGCUGGAUGACUUGGUUCGACCCUAUGUCCACAAGAUCCUUGUGGUGAUUGAGCCCUUACUUAUAGAUGAGGAUUACUAUGCUAGAGUGGAGGGCAGAGAGAUCAUCUCCAACUUGGCAAAGGCUGCGGGUCUGGCCACCAUGAUCUCCACAAUGAGGCCGGACAUUGACAACAUGGACGAGUAUGUGAGAAACACGACUGCUCGCGCCUUUGCCGUGGUGGCGUCUGCCUUGGGCAUCCCAUCACUCCUGCCUUUCCUCAAGGCCGUGUGCAAAAGCAAGAAGUCCUGGCAGGCUCGCCACACGGGCAUCAAGAUCGUGCAGCAGAUCGCCAUCCUCAUGGGCUGUGCCAUCCUACCCCAUCUCCGCAGCUUGGUGGAGAUUAUUGAACACGGUCUUGUGGACGAGCAGCAGAAGGUGCGAACCAUCAGCGCUUUGGCUAUUGCUGCUCUUGCCGAGGCCGCCACACCCUACGGUAUCGAGUCCUUUGACUCUGUGCUUAAGCCCCUUUGGAAGGGCAUCAGGCAACACAGAGGCAAGGGUCUGGCUGCUUUCUUGAAAGCCAUUGGAUACUUGAUUCCUCUCAUGGAUGCCGAGUACGCCAACUACUACACAAGGGAGGUGAUGCUCAUCCUCAUCAGAGAGUUCCAGUCUCCAGACGAGGAGAUGAAGAAGAUCGUGUUGAAGGUGGUGAAACAGUGCUGUGGCACAGAUGGUGUGGAGGCCAACUACAUCAAAACCGAGAUCCUGCCCCCUUUCUUUAAGCACUUCUGGCAACACCGUAUGGCCUUAGAUAGGCGUAAUUACAGACAGUUAGUGGACACUACAGUAGAGCUGGCCAACAAAGUCGGGGCAGCGGAGAUCAUUUCGCGUAUCGUGGACGACUUGAAGGACGAAGCCGAACAGUACCGAAAGAUGGUGAUGGAGACCAUCGAGAAGAUCAUGGGCAACCUGGGCGCAGCCGACAUCGACCACAAGCUGGAGGAGCAGCUUAUCGACGGCAUCUUGUACGCCUUCCAAGAGCAGACCACGGAGGACUCUGUGAUGCUGAAUGGCUUCGGCACAGUGGUGAACGCUCUGGGCAAGCGGGUCAAGCCCUACCUGCCCCAGAUCUGCGGUACCGUCCUGUGGCGUCUCAACAAUAAAUCUGCCAAAGUCCGUCAGCAGGCUGCUGACCUCAUCUCCCGCACAGCUGUGGUCAUGAAGACCUGUCAGGAGGAAAAACUAAUGGGCCAUUUGGGUGUAGUACUGUACGAAUACCUGGGAGAAGAGUACCCUGAAGUGCUUGGAAGCAUCCUUGGAGCCCUAAAAGCUAUUGUUAACGUGAUUGGUAUGCACAAGAUGACGCCACCCAUCAAAGAUUUGCUUCCUCGAUUGACACCAAUCCUGAAGAACAGGCAUGAGAAGGUGCAAGAGAACUGCAUUGAUUUAGUGGGCAGAAUUGCUGACAGGGGUGCAGAGUAUGUCUCUGCCAGGGAGUGGAUGCGAAUCUGUUUUGAGCUCCUGGAGUUGCUAAAAGCUCAUAAGAAGGCAAUCCGGCGAGCCACCGUCAACACGUUUGGUUAUAUUGCCAAGGCCAUCGGGCCUCAUGAUGUACUUGCAACACUGCUCAACAACUUGAAGGUGCAGGAGCGGCAGAACCGCGUGUGCACGACGGUAGCUAUAGCCAUUGUGGCGGAGACGUGCUCGCCCUUCACUGUGCUUCCGGCGCUGAUGAACGAGUACCGCGUGCCAGAGCUCAACGUUCAAAAUGGUGUCCUCAAGUCCCUCUCCUUCCUGUUUGAAUAUAUUGGUGAAAUGGGCAAGGACUACAUCUAUGCCGUCACCCCGUUAUUAGAAGACGCUCUGAUGGACAGAGACCUCGUGCACAGGCAGACCGCCAGCGCCGUAGUGCAGCACAUGUCCUUAGGUGUGUAUGGGUUUGGCUGCGAGGAUUCCCUGAACCACUUGCUUAACUACGUUUGGCCCAACGUCUUCGAGACGUCGCCACACGUCAUCCAAGCUGUAAUGGGAGCCCUCGAGGGGCUCCGCGUGGCUAUUGGACCAUGCCGCAUGUUGCAGUACUGCCUGCAGGGUUUGUUUCAUCCAGCGCGUAAAGUGCGUGAUGUCUACUGGAAGAUUUAUAACUCCAUCUAUAUUGGCUCCCAGGAUGCCCUGAUUGCACACUAUCCCCUUGUCUACAAUGAUGAGAAGAACCCUUACGUUCGUUAUGAGCUGGAUUACUUCCUGUGAAUACAUGUACACCUUUUCAUGUGCACUCUAUAACCCUGUCAUUGUGUCCUAGCAGCCAUGUUUAUAGGGCUUGGUUUGUUUUAUUUUUUUUAGUUCUGUUGGUUUGCAGCUGCCCUACAUGCUGUGAUCAGAAAAUAAUUUUUAAUUAAAUAAAAAGGAAAAAAAAGCAGAAAGUGUUAUGUACUUGGAUAUUUGUUUUUAAAAAUGCCUCAAUAAUGGCAGUGAAAUGUAGUGGCAGAUUUGCUAAGUACUGUUAAGUCUGUAGCAGCAAAGUCUCAACAUGCCUUCUGAAGUGAUUUUUUUUUAUUUUAUUUUUUUUUCCUCUUUUCUUCUGAUCUGUCAGCUAUGUCUUUGCUCAUCAGCCACUUGUCUGUUAUUGGGAUGUUGCUUAGUUUGGCUCAAUAAACACUUGUGUAUUAAAAGUCAAAAGUGGUGGCUCA